CAGUGCUGCAAACAAAUCAGACUUGCAUACACCCCAAUAAAAGGAUGGCACAUGGAAUCUGCAAACAGAUCAGUCAAUCAACUUCUCGGACACAUCCCAAAUUUAUGCAUUGGCAUCUCUAGUCUCAACUUCUAUGUACAGGCUUUCAUCCUCCCAAACCCACCUUUCCACCUGCUCCUCAGUCGCCCAUUUCACGUCCUUGCCUCUUGCAUCACCCAGGAUUAUACAGAUGGCAAACAGAAGAUUCAGAUCACCUGUCCAAAUUCCCACCAGACAAUAAACUUGUGGAUGCAAUCACACCAAAUGGGAAGAAAACAAGUGGUCCAGGAUUUUUCAUUUGGGACCAUCUUCCCUGGCAAACAGAAGAUGGAACAGAAACCUUGA
Dacryopinax primogenitus is the source of this 384-nucleotide messenger RNA. RefSeq lists its product as uncharacterized. NCBI's taxonomy places the organism in Eukaryota, Fungi, Basidiomycota, Dacrymycetes, Dacrymycetales, Dacrymycetaceae. The transcript has a single exon. The annotation marks the transcript as partial. The record is from RefSeq and is a predicted model, not a curated record.